UCGCUCACAGCUCGCGAGCGGUGUAAAGGGACGGACAUUAGUGCGGCUGUGGGCAAUGGGUAGGAACGGGGGCACAACACCACGAUGUCGUUGUUUCGUGAGCGAUUCCAACACGAGUGCGCGCGCACACAACAUCCAAAACUACAGUCUUAAGCAUCCCGGCGCUGUGAUCGGUCGGGUUUUGAAGAUCAUCAUCAUCAUGUCGCCGUACCGUAGUGCCGUUCUUGUACGAUCACUUCGCCUAACCUGAAGAGUUGCGAGAGCCCACCACGACGGAGCGACGACGGACACAAAGGGCAACGUAGUGUGUUGUUGUUCUGGAACCAGGAAAGGUGAAUUGAAGGGAUUUUUUUUACACAAAAAGAAAGUGUGUGCAUGUGUUUCUUUGUGUCCGGGUGCGUUUGUGUGAGUGUUUGAAUAAGACACUUAUCGUUUGCGUAUCGAUCGGUGUUGUGUCCGGGCGCGUAAAGUUCUUUGUUUAUCCGCACCAAACAGAAGCGCGUGCCACCCGACACGUAUACCUUCUUUACCCGAUUGGGUUGUUGUGAUCGUGCAGUAAACCCCAUUGGAACGUGUGUGCAACAUUCGUGUAUUGUGUGUUAUCGUCCCCGUCGUGUUUGGGGACGUUCAUAAACGUUCAAAAUAAGCACUCUUCAAGUAUGCAAUCUCAACAAAAUGGAGAAGAUACCCAGGAGCACGGCAUUGCCGUCAACAGUGAUGCUCUUCGAACGCGCACGAAUGAAUUCCAUUUCGAUCUCCCGUCCCGCUUUCCUCACUCACACAUGGCGCCAAUCGGGAUUGGUGUCCAGGGUGCCGUAUGCAGUGCGGUGGAUUUGAAGACGGGUCGCCGAUUAGCAAUAAAGAAGCUCUCGCAACCAUUCCAAGAUGUCACAUUCGCGAAACGAUCCUACCGCGAGCUUAAGCUGAUGCGAUUAGUCGAUCAUCCUAAUAUCAUUAAGUUACUGUACGCAUACACACCCCAGCAGUCGCUAGAAACGUUCCGGGACGUGUACAUCUUCACCGAGCUGAUGGACAACAACCUGCGGAACGUGAUCGGUACCAAGCUCGACCACGAGCGCAUCUCCUUUCUCGUUUACCAGAUGCUGUGCGGCAUCAAGUACCUGCACGCGGCCGGCAUUAUCCACCGCGACCUGAAGCCCUCGAACAUUGUCGUUUGUAAGAACUGUAGCCUUAAAAUACUGGACUUCGGGUUGGCGCGCAGCAUCGAGGCCAGCUUCACGAUGACACAGUACGUCGUAACACGCCAUUACCGGGCACCCGAGAUCAUCCUCAACAUGGAGUACGACACCAAGGUAGACAUCUGGUCAAUCGGUUGCAUCAUGGCGGAGCUGAUAACGGGCCACGUACUAUUUCCCGGCACCGACCACGUCGAUCAGUGGAUGCGUAUCGUACAAACGCUCGGCACACCGAGACCGGAAUUUAUUGCACGCACCACACCCGGCACCCAGCGAUACAUAAGCAAUCAACCACCAGUGGCGGGACGGGCGUUUGAUGAACUUUUCCCGGACGCGGUGUUCGAUACGGUGGUGUCAAACCAUCCACAGCUGACGAAUGAUGCGGCACGGGACUUCCUGCGCCGUAUGCUUGCAUUCGAUCCGAUGGAAAGGAUCUCGGUGGACGAAGCGUUGGAACAUCCGUACAUCCGCGUCUGGUACUACGAGGAAGAUGUUAAUCGACCCCCACCUAAGCCGUACGAUCAUUCGAUCGAUGCACAGGACCUUUCGGUGGCACAGUGGAAGAAGCUCCUGUAUGAGGAAAUUCAAGACAUUCAAAGGACGAUGUCAUUGGACGAGGAAGGAUGACGGAACGUCCAGCAUUUCGGAAGCUGACUUUCCGCGCACGGGACACUAAAGGCCAUUUGUUUCCUUUUUGAGGCUGUUAUUUGUUAGUUAGCGCUUAGAAUUAAGUUUGAGUCUACCGUGUCCACUUAAGUGGCUUAUACUAGAGGGGAUCGAGUGAGUAAGCUCCCCAGGCAUUUACAUACUACACACUUGUUAGUCGACUUAGCGAAUUAUGUUCUCAGUUGAUGAUCGUAAGGAUGGCGGAACGCUACUAAGAACACUAUUUUAUUAAAUAAAUUUUUGAAUAUUUGUUCUUCAA
Molecule: messenger RNA, 2121 nt
Organism: Anopheles funestus (African malaria mosquito)
Lineage: Eukaryota; Metazoa; Arthropoda; Insecta; Diptera; Culicidae
Product: stress-activated protein kinase JNK-like
Exons: 4
Coding region: 660-1823 (387 amino acids)
Biological process (GO): protein phosphorylation; JNK cascade
Cellular component (GO): nucleus; cytoplasm
Molecular function (GO): JUN kinase activity; ATP binding
Source: RefSeq, a predicted model, not a curated record